This is a messenger RNA of Opisthorchis viverrini, 246 nucleotides long. RefSeq lists its product as hypothetical. NCBI's taxonomy places the organism in Eukaryota, Metazoa, Platyhelminthes, Trematoda, Opisthorchiida, Opisthorchiidae. The record is from RefSeq and is a predicted model, not a curated record. Bases 1 to 246 code for a protein of 81 amino acids. The transcript has 2 exons.
AUGCCCGUUGCCAAUGCCGCAUCUAGAACGCGUCAAAAUAUCCAGGAUGUUACUGCCGCUUACACUAUAGAUGAAGCGAUGUGCAAGUGUUCACGACUUUUUUUUUCGGCGUUAAUAUACGUUGUGCAUUUUUGGUGCCGAUACAGCAGAGAAGCCCAUCCCACGCAUGAUUGGGGGACGCUUGCCGGUCUGGCAUCAGGCCGAGAUCUGAUUGGUGGAAAGACUGGACCCAACAGCCAAUCAUAA